ACUCGCGAAAGUUCGAGAGGAGGGAGCGGCGUCGAAGGGGGACAGCUGCGACAUUGCCUUAAGAAUUGGUAUGCGCAUGCGUAGAUUGCCCCUUACGGGACAAGGGCUUAAACGUGAGCGCGCGUGAGUGGUCUCCCGGUCAGCCACGACAUGGAGGAGCUACAGAAAGAUUUGGAGGAGGUGAAGGAGCUUCUGAAAAAAGCAUCAAGGAAGAGAAUUCAUGAUGUCUUGCUGGCAGAAAAGAAUAAACUAGAGAAAGAAAUAAAAAACCAGCCACCGCCUAAACUAAAAGCAGAGAUAUCUGAAGAAGAAAGACAGCCCCCCACAGGCUACACGGUGAAAAUCAACAAUUAUGCUUGGGAUCAGUCUGACAAAUUUGUGAAAAUCUACAUCACUCUAAGUGGAGUACAGCAUCUCUCAGCUGAGAAUGUGCAAGUCCGUUUCACAGAAAGAUCAUUUGAUCUAUUGGUGAAGAAUCUGAAUGGCAAGAACUACUCCAUGACUUUCAAUAACCUGCUGAAACCCAUUUCUGUGGAGAACAGCUCACGGAAGAUCAAGACUGACAUGGUCCUGAUAUUAUGUCGGAAGAAGCAAGAGGAAAAAUGGGAGUGCCUAACUCAAGUGGAAAAGGAGACAAAGGAGAAAGAGAAAGCAUCGUAUGACACAUCAGAUCCAAGUGAGGGGUUGAUGAAUCUCCUGAAAAAGAUGUAUGCUGAAGGUGAUGACGAGAUGAAAAGAACCAUUAAUAAAGCCUGGGUUGAGAGCAGAGAGAAACAAGCAAAAGAGGAUAUACCACUAGACCUUUGAAGAAACAGCAGGCUUUCUAUAUGGGGCUUCUGAUGUGCCACUGAGAUCAGAAAAAGUGGUGUUUACACAGCCAACUUCCAAGCAAGGACGGUGCUCUGCAUUUCAGGUUGGAGAAAUAAAAUAAAAAUAUACUAUAAAGCA
This is a messenger RNA of Sphaerodactylus townsendi, 948 nucleotides long. RefSeq names its product calcyclin binding protein (gene CACYBP). Gene Ontology annotation, biological process: heart development. The transcript has 6 exons. Gene Ontology annotation, cellular component: nucleus. Gene Ontology annotation, molecular function: tubulin binding; ubiquitin protein ligase binding; S100 protein binding. The record is from RefSeq and is a predicted model, not a curated record. Lineage: Eukaryota; Metazoa; Chordata; Lepidosauria; Squamata; Sphaerodactylidae. The coding region runs from base 151 to 807 and encodes 218 amino acids.